CAACCGUGUAGCAGAGAAAGGCCGUUUAGGCGUCAAUCACACCGUCAAGAUAUUCAACUUGUGACAGUUGUCCCUAUUUCACAAAAUGGCUUAUCCAGGAUACGGCGGGUACGGGGGUCCGAUGCCAGGAAUCCCCGCUCAGGGGAUGCCCAUGCAAGGAAUGCCCAUGGGGGCCCCCAUGCCGGGGCAAAUGGGGGGGCCGAUGGGAGGCGCGCCACCCCAAGGAGCCUACGCCGGCUAUGGGGGCGGCGCAUACGGAGCCCCGCCCCCAGCCGCCAACGACCCGAUGUGGAGCUACUUCACGGCCUUGGCGGGCCAGGACGGAGAGAUCGAUGCCGAGGAGCUCCAGAGGUGCAUGACCCAGUCUGGCUUCACCGGCAGCUACUCUCCCUUCAGCCUGGAGACGUGCCGGAUCAUGAUCGCCAUGCUGGACAGGGACUUCACGGGGAAGAUGGGCUUCAACGAGUUCAAGGACCUCUUCACGGCCCUGAACGGCUGGAAGCAGAACUUCAUGAUGUUCGACCAGGACCGCAGCGGCACGGUGGAGCCCCACGAGAUGAGUCAGGCCGUCAACGCCAUGGGAUACCGCGUCAGUCCUCAGGCGCUGAACGUCAUCAUCAAGCGCUACAGCAAAGGAGGGAGGAUCUUCUUCGACGACUACGUGGCCUGCUGCGUCAAACUGAGAUCUCUCACAGAGAACUUCAGAAGGAGAGACACCAUGCACCAGGGCUCGGUCGCCUUCCAGUACGACGACUUCAUCCUGUGCACGAUGGCCAUCUAAAAGGGUCCGCCGCGUGUCCCACGCCACGAGCCGAUCACAGGUGGAUUGUGGGCCGCCGCCCCACGUGAACGCAGAGGGAGGCCAGUAUGUGUGACUGAGGAGAGUUGUCAUCACUUGUAACGCUUUAGUCUUGUUUGUCGCAUGGGGACGUGCUGAAGAUGUAUCUCGGUUCACACACAUAUAUGUGUGUAUAUAUUUACAGUCUGUAUCCUCAUCAGAAGGGGAUGUAAUGCAUAGCAGCGUCUAUAAAGCCCUUAUGUAGGAUUUCAAAAUAAAAGAUUCAGUGAUGUGCUGAAUAAUAAUUAGAUUAAAGAUGAACAUCGGUUUGAUAAACAUGUCGGAGCCAAUCGGCCAGUUUGUAUUCACGCGUCUGACCUCCUGUGCCAUUAUAAUCUGAAUGUACGGUCUAAUAUAUUAAUACUUCUUAGUAACCGCAGCGGCAGGAUGUUACACUGAACUUCAUAUGGUUCUGAGUUUAUUAGCCAGUGUUUUCUUCUUCUUGGUAACAUGUCAUUGUUUUAUAAAGCGUAUCGAUGUACAAGCCAAAGCGCCUGAGUCACUUGUUGUUCAUCUGCCUUAUGACUCCAUGGAGCUGCAGACGUCUCGUCAAGUUUCAAACAGCCAUGUUUUGUUUGCACAGGUCAACAUAGUAAAGAUCAUAUUUUGUUACUCACAAUAAACACUUUCUAAUCA
Molecule: messenger RNA, 1474 nt
Organism: Pseudoliparis swirei
Lineage: Eukaryota; Metazoa; Chordata; Actinopteri; Perciformes; Liparidae
Gene: gca
Product: grancalcin
Exons: 8
Coding region: 86-781 (231 amino acids)
Molecular function (GO): calcium ion binding
Source: RefSeq, a predicted model, not a curated record